Catharus ustulatus (Swainson's thrush) is the source of this 2940-nucleotide messenger RNA. RefSeq names its product EMI domain containing 1 (gene EMID1). The record is from RefSeq and is a predicted model, not a curated record. The transcript has 14 exons. NCBI's taxonomy places the organism in Eukaryota, Metazoa, Chordata, Aves, Passeriformes, Turdidae. The coding region runs from base 1192 to 2577 and encodes 461 amino acids. Gene Ontology annotation, molecular function: protein binding.
CUGGGGGUGCUGUGGGGGGCUGUGGUCCCUGUCCCGCCGCAGUGGCAGGGGGGUGCCGGCGAGGGGGGGGGUUGUUUACAGGAAACCCUUUGGCUCUGGCCGUGUCUCCGGCACCGGAUUGCCGGGACCUCCCGGUUCCGCUCGGCUCGGUGAGGCGACGGGCAGAAGCCGCCUCAUUUCCCCUUCCCUUCCCGGCCAAGCCCAGGAAGCCCCCGGCGCCUUGGCACAACCCUGCCGUGUCCCCCCGGGACCCCCCAGGCCAGCACCCACGAGCCCCCACCCCAUCCCCCGCCAUCCUAUCCCAUCCUUCCCUGAUGCAUCGCUGGGAUCCCACGUGCCCAAGUCGAGGGCACAAAGCCAAGCGGCUGAUUUUGGGAAUGGGAGUGGGAUCCGGAGCCAAACCAGGCGUGGGCUUUGCCCCAGGUGGGCACAAGCCCUAGCAGGAGAGCCCGGACCCCCUCGGUGCCAGUGCGGUGCCGGGUGGGCCAGGGUCACGCCAGGCCACGCGGGCACUCACAUGCCAAAGCCUGCCAGCUCCUGCCCCGCUCCUGGGAGGGCAUUCCCCUUGGGAAAUGAGCCGGGACGCAUCCCCAUCCCAUCCCAUCCCAACAGACAUUUCCACAGCUGGAGCUGGCACCGCCCAGGAGCUGGAUGCCCCUCCGCGGGGAACGAUGCCACCCGGGACCCCCUUGGUAUGGCAGGGUGGCAGCGGGAGCGUGGCGACAGCCCCGGCGGGCUCCGUGCUUCCAUAGCCCUGGCACGGUGCCCGCCUGGGACUCUGCCCAGCCGGAAAGCCCUGUGCCACCCGGCUGUCCCCCCCCGCCUCCGGCACCUCCCAGACAAUUGUCCCCCCGCGGCGCCCGCUUGUCCCUGCUGCCACCGCCUCCCUCCUCGCAGCGCUGCAGCGAUCCCGAAAAGCUCAUUUUUUGACACAAAUUGUGCAGCCUUUGAGUUUGGACUGCCGAGGGCACGGCGAGUCCUUCUCGCCGCGGGGACGGGGACACGGCGCUGGUGUGUCCUCCCCUGCCCGGGGAAACUGAGGCUGGGGUGCCCGGGGAGGGGGUGGGCAGAGCCUGGCAUGUGGGGCAGAAGAAAGGAGCCUUUGUGUGGGGUGGGCUGGGGGUGCGGGGGGGCUCCGGGCCCCGCUCCAGGCCAGCCGGGCGCCAGCGCCAUGCCGGGAAUGCAGCAGGAAUGUGGGGCCCCAGCUCCCCCCACGUGUCAGAGCAAGGCUCCCCACAGGCACCCCAAAAACUGGCAUGGGCAUCUCCAAGGGUGACAAUUUGGGUGGCAGUACCCCCAUGGUGUCCCUGCAGAAGAGCUGGUGACAUCGGUGGUUUCCCUUCCAGCAACUGGUGCUCCUACACGGUGACACGGACGGUGUCAUGCCACGUCCAGAACGGGACCUUCCUGCAGAGGGUGUUCCAGGGCUGCCGCUGGCCCCUGGCCUGCAGCGGGGGCAGCUACCGCGCCGUGAUCCGGCCCCUCUACAGAGUGACCUAUAGGACACUGACGGCGCUGGAAUGGCGCUGCUGCCCCGGACACACCGGAGCCAACUGCGAGGAAGAGGCUCACACCUUGCUCACCCUGCGGGGCCCCGGGCGCCCCAGCACCGCCCUGCGCCGGCCCCCCCUGCACCCCACGGCCUUCUCAGGGUGCCUGAACUGCAGCCGUGUCGGGGAGCUGACAGCCCGGCUCGCCACCCUCGAGGCGCAGGUGGCCCGGCUGGCAGCGGCCGAGCCCCCCACCCCAGCAGCAGCCAAAGGCAGCACCCCGGGCAGGGGUCCCGAGGCCGGGCAGCUCUGGGGGUCCCCGGCCGCCCGCGGGAGCCCUGGGGAUGACGGGAGAUCCGGCUGGAGGGGCCCCCCCGGCCCCAAGGGCGACGUGGGAGGACGGGGACCCUCGGGAAUUCCUGGAGUGAAGGGUCCAGUAGGGCCACCAGGUCCCCCCGGCCCCCCAGGACCACCCGGCCGGGAUGGAGCCAGGGGGCUCCCCGGAGAGAAGGGGUUACCCGGGCCCCCCGGCCCCCCGGGCCCCCCUGCCCCUGUGGGGCCGGCGAUUCCCCGACUGGCUGAGCCCAGGGACUCUGUCCUCUCCAACACCUUCACCGAAGCCACCAGGAGCAUCGUGGGUCCCAUGGGACCCCCCGGACCCGUGGGGCCAAUGGGUCCCCCUGGCCCCCCAGGUCCCACUGGUCCCCCCGGCCCCCCAGGACCCGAUGGCAGAGCAGGAGCACCCGGAGCUGCCGGGCCCCCCGGGGAGAAGGGGGACAGGGGUCCCCAGGGCCACCCGGGCAGCCGCGGGCAGGACGGGGCUCAGGGCGAGCCGGGCCCCCGGGGUGAGCCGGGCGAGAGGGGCACGUGGGGGGAGGGUUUGCACCAGCUCCGCGAGGCGCUGAAGAUUUUAGCGGAGAGGGUUUUAAUCUUGGAAACAAUGAUUGGGCUCUACGAGCCAGAGCCCGGCUCGGGCAGCGGUGCCACCAGCACGGCGACCCCCGGGGUGCCCCGUGGCAAGCGUGGCAGUGGCCAGCCCCCCUACCGCAUCGUCACCGCGCCCCGCCGGGCCCGCCCAGAGCCGUGACAGAACCGGGGGCGUCACCCGGGUCACCCCCGCCGUGCCACCCUGGGGAGCAGGAUGGGGUCACCCCCCGUCCCCCUCUUGGUGCUACUGGUGGCACCGCCCCCCCCGCUUCGCCCCCAUCGCCGCUGCUUGAGCCCCCGGCAGGGCGAGGGGUGUCCCCAACCCCAUUGCUGUCCCCUCCCUCUCCAAGGUGCAGCUCCGAGGGGAUGGAUUUUGGCUCGUCCCAUCCCCAUCGGGCACCCCAGGCUGGGGGUGGGGGAUUGGGGGGGCUGGAGGAGGGGACCCCCCCCGGGUGGGGACCCCGCUGCGCCACACGCUUCGCUGCUUUGGGACCCGCGAGGUCAUUAAAUGUCCCCAAAUCCG